Nothoprocta perdicaria is the source of this 3576-nucleotide messenger RNA. RefSeq names its product reticulophagy regulator family member 3 (gene RETREG3). Gene Ontology annotation, biological process: reticulophagy. The transcript is spliced from 9 exons. The coding region runs from base 1 to 1158 and encodes 385 amino acids. Lineage: Eukaryota; Metazoa; Chordata; Aves; Tinamiformes; Tinamidae. The record is from RefSeq and is a predicted model, not a curated record.
AUGUGCAAACCCCGCCUCCUAACCGAGUUCCUGGCGCUCACGUCGCUGCGGGCCGUGUCCCUGGGCGCGCUCGCCCUCGUGCUGCUCGUGUGCGUGGAUCAGUGGCGGAGCAGGGCCCGGCCCGGCGGAGUGGCAAGACCGGACGAUUUAGACAAUGAGAGCUGGGGAUAUGUUCACCCUCGGCUGCUUGGAGUGCCAGAGCUGUGUCACCAUUUGGCUGAAGGAUGGGUGACCGGGACCAACUUCUUGAGAAAUCUCUUUAUUUUCAAGAGGCAAAACCCUGGCAAGUUUUGCCUUCUAGUAUGUGGAGUCUUUACUUUCUUGGCUGUUCUGGGCCGGUACAUCCCUGGAGUCCUGCUCUCGUACUUUCUGAUGCUCUUCAUCCUGCUGUGGCCCCUUGCUGUGUACCACAGACUGGGCCAGCGCAUGUACACGAAGCUGGAGCCAGCUCUGCAGCGGCUGGAUUUCGGUGUUCGAGGCUACAUGAUGGCAAAGCAGCGGGAAAAGCAACUGCGACAGAGAGGCCUCAGCCAGGAGACGGCGGAUGACGGGAGUGACAGCGAGGAGGAGCUCGCUGCCUUCUGCCCCAAGCUGGAUGAAUCUGUGGUUGCCAAGGAGCUAGCGAUCUCUGACUCGGAGCAUUCGGAUGCUGAGGUUUCCUACACGGAGAAUGGGAUGUUUAACCUUUCCAGAGGCCAGACCCCGCUCACAGAGGGAUCUGAAGAUCUGGAUGGUCACAGUGAUCCAGAAGAAUCUUUUGCCCGCGAUCUCCCUGACUUCCCUUCCAUAAAUCCAGAAGCAACUGGCAUAGAUGACGAAGAAGACACCAGCAUUGGGAUUCCAAGUCUUGCCUACCGCUCACAGGUGUCGGAAGAUCUACAUCUCCCCUAUGAGCAGGAGGAAUCUGCUGCGCUGCCGUCCGUCCAGAAUCUCACCAACAACAUCGCUGGCUUUGUCACCAGAGGGAUGAUACAGCUUGCGCUAUCAGGAGCCGCCCAGCCAGGCUCCUCACGCAGUGACAAUCCCCAGAGAGCUUCAAAGACCUUUCUCAGAACGGCCAGCUCAGAUUUGGACACUGAUGCAGAAGGGGAUGACUUUGAACUGCUGGAUCAGUCUGAGCUGAACCAGCUGGAUCCGACGGGCUCACGGGGCCAAUAAGCAAUCACAUCCCUUCCCUUCUGGUUUUCUGUUGUGCAUCGUGGAGGGGAAUCCUUGAAGAAAAAGGCAUUGCACAGUAACCUAGAGUUGUCUCCUGUGUGAGUACAAGUGAUAAGACAACCAAUCCUGGCUGGGAACACCACUGUGAAAUGUGACUCUGUAGCCUCGCUUGGAUUAUUUUAAAAUAAACUACACUGGUAAUUCAUAGGGAAAAGGCGUUGAUGUGAUAGCUCCACAAUCACCCAUGCGUUGCCCUGCAUUAUCUGCCAGGAUGCUGCUUACUCCAAACUUCCUCACAUAAGACAAUAAAUCUGGUGUCUACCGCUCUAGAGGCCACUAGUCAGGCUGACUUAGCGUCACCGAGAACAAUCUUGCGGCUGACCUUCCUGGGGUGCCACGUAACGAGGUGAAUGGGAUUGAUUUCCCCUCAGACUUGAUGUUCUGUCUUUAAAACAACCAUUUCCUACUAAAAUGUGCAUAGAGUCUGAUUCUUCUCCCCCAGCACUUUCCAGUUCUGGGUAGAAUCUUCUCGUUUUGCCUCAGCUGUGGACGUGACGGUACUGCCACACACGUUUGCACGUGAAAUGAGCACUCAUCUCCAGCUCAAGCUUUCCAGUGAUGCUGUUUUGUAAGAGACAUAAUGGCAAUAAGACACCUACUGUGAUGACUAGAAUCCUGCACAGAACAUCUACAUGUGGCAGCUGCUCUCGUGUUGCUUUCCUCAACUAAUGGACUAAGUUCUUUUUUUUCCCCCGUGUUAUUCCAGAACACGUUCGGCAUGGACACUAGCAAUACUCCAUCUCCCUUACACUGCCUCUUAGGGAGUUACUAGGGAAAGGUUUUCUGGAGGAGGGAAGUGGAGCCAGUCUCCCGGGCCAGGCUUGUUCUUGGUCUCCGAGACAGUCUUUUGUUCCACAACUUCGUGUAGCUGAAAACCUGCCAGUAGGAUCUGAACAGAGGACACCAGCUCAAGCACCAAGUGACCAAAAAGCAUGUAACUAUUACGGUCACUUAAACAAACCAGCAGUCUCGAGGGAGAGACGUUCUGUAGGCUGGGUAGCCCAAGCCUUCCAGGUCUUUCCGAGUCACUGAGCUUUCCCAUUGCUUUUUUCUAAGCCAUAAGACUGACCGAUAGAUCACCUGCGUGCAGCAAAUUUACCUCUUCAGGAAAACUCCCAUUUAUGUGCUUUUUUCUUGUCUAAAUCUGCUUGCCUAAAAGUAUUGGCCAUACAGAUACUUACAUUGUUCUUGAGUUUGAGAUGAGGAGGCAGAGGGAGCUGUCUUCAGCCAUAAGUAAGAACAAGGCUUUAUUAAAUUGCUUUAAUAUGAGCAUAAAACUUAACUUAGGCCUUGCGAGGACAAACCAUCAUCUAAUAAAAUGUCAUUCCCUCUUGGCACCGAAAGCAACCAGCCUUUCCCAAAUCCCUAACAGAGCUGGGAGGUACCAGGUAGCCAAGUUUGUGUGUUAAACACCCUUAGCAGUCGCUUGGGGCUUUAAAACUCCUUUCUUAUUUCAGAUGGGGGUGUCGUUCUCUGCUGUGGGAGCUCUUCACCUUGCUCAGUCACUCAAUGUUUUCCAGCCUCCUCUUUUCCCUUCAGCCUGGGGGCAGAUGGGGCUCUCUCUGGUGGUACCUGACACAGUUUAGCAUGAGCUAAACGCUGAGCUAGUAACUGAACACAUGAGCUGGUAACUGCUGCCACCGCGGUCAGCUCUCGUCACUGCACUGCCCUAGAGGCCAGGACAAAACUUGAGCUAUUGGAAGCCCCUGAUUUCUUGGGAGCAAUAACUGAACAAGCCACUAACUUGCACUUUAAGUAGUUCUGGGCCUGGACCUGGAGCCCAACGUGUAGCUCUCACUGCCCCGUGGGGCCCCGAUGUUCUUUUUGGUGAAGCAAGAUGAAUUUUAGCUAAAAAAAGGAAGCUGCUAGAAAAAGAAUCUGCUUUUGACUCUGCUGAAAUCGCAGCCUUAGGCAUGGCUACGAGGCCACCGCUGUGCAGCUUGCCAGGGCCGUGUCAGCGCCCACUGGACUUGAGCUCGGAGCAUCCGCAUGGUUCCUGUCUGGAGGUUUCUGCACCUGCCCUGUCAGGCGGAUUCGGGUGUGCGUGGACGGGGCAGCUCCUGUCACCGGCUCUGUUUUAUUUGCCGCCGCAGUGGAAAGGCCCAGGGGAGCAGCUGCCCCGCACAGUGGUGUCGAGCCCGCUCCAAGCCCAGCAGAGCUGCCCACAGACUCUGCGCUCCUGCAGCAUCGCUGGGGCGCAGCGGGAAGCACCCGGACGCUCCAGCUCUGCUCUCCGGCUCCAGAUCCGCUCGAGCGCUGCCCACAGGACAGUUUGGAGAAGGAUCCCCAGGACGAGGGGAUGGAGAGAGACUUGGAACACUUACUCGCUGUGGAACUGAAAGAACUGUUUCCUCUUUC